Molecule: messenger RNA, 573 nt
Organism: Cicer arietinum (chickpea)
Lineage: Eukaryota; Viridiplantae; Streptophyta; Magnoliopsida; Fabales; Fabaceae
Source: RefSeq, a predicted model, not a curated record
UUAGUUGACUUAUAGGCUGUAACAAUUGCAGUUAGUUGAGCUGUCAAGUUAUAUUAAAAUAAAUAAUUACUCUGACUGAAGAGAUUUCUAUAUAAGCAGAAUCUCCACAAACUCCAUUCUUGCUCUUCAACAUCAAAAUGUCCAAAGCUCCUCUGCAACUUCUCACAAUCAUUCUCCUUUUCUCUUUUCUUCUCUCAUCUGCUGCUGUCCCAACAACAAGAAGCCUUUUAAACUGGAAAAAUACAUUAGAUGAUCAGUUACAUGGUGGUCCAGAAUUAAGAAAUGAAGAAGAAGAGUUAAUGGCAGAGAAAAGGAUUGAUUUUGAAAAUAAUGACUAUCCAGGGACAGGAGCAAACAACAGACAUGUACCAAAGACACCUGGAAGAGCUUGAGCAAUAUUACAUUUAGAAAUAAUUCGUAUAUAUUAUUAAGCUAGUAUUUUUAUUUGGAUAUGUGGGGGUGAAUCUCUUUUGCUUAGUAUUUCACUUUUUGUGAUGGGAUUGGAACAAGGAAAUUAUAUUAAUUAUUAUCUAGUCAAAUAUCUAUUAUAUCGUUUAUUUAUCAAGUAAAAUA